Molecule: messenger RNA, 2055 nt
Organism: Mercenaria mercenaria
Lineage: Eukaryota; Metazoa; Mollusca; Bivalvia; Venerida; Veneridae
Exons: 1
Coding region: 1-2055 (684 amino acids)
Molecular function (GO): nucleic acid binding; zinc ion binding
Source: RefSeq, a predicted model, not a curated record
AUGUAUUACGAUGAAUGGUUGAGACUUGGCAAGAGACUUGGAUUGUCCGGUGGAGACUUGAUCCUCUUCAUCAAAGAUAAGGAAGAGGAAUGUAUAGCAAGGGAAGAGAGAGCUCAACGACGUGAUGAAGAAAGGAGACAGAUGGAGAUGAACUUUGAACUGCAAAUGAAGGAGAGAGACUUAGAGAUUGAGCGUUUGAGGGUCAACAGAGUAGACAGUACUGAUACUUGUAAGGCGUACAGACCUAAGAUUCCAAAGUGUGAUGAAGAGCACGAUAACAUUGACGCAUAUCUGGAAAGGUUUGAGAGAUAUGCUCAAAGUCAAAAUUGGGAAGAGGAGAGCUGGGCCAUAAGUCUUAGCUCACUUUUAACAGGAAUGGGACUGGAGGUGUACACAAGCAUGCCACAAGAAGAGGCCUGUAAUUACGAUUCUCUCAAGAAAGCGAUCCUAAGGAGGUAUCAGUUGACUGAAGAGGGAUUCAGAUCUAAAUUUCGACAAAGUAAACCAGACCAAGGAGAGUCGGUCUUUCAAUUUGUGUCAAGAAUAAAGAGAUACUUCAGUCGUUGGACUGAACUGGCUGGAAUAGAAAAGACGUAUGAAUCCUUAUGUGAUUUAAUGAUAAGAGAGCAGUUUAUUGAAGGUUGUUCGGCCGAAUUAGCGGUAUUUCUGAAAGAGAGAACACCAAAGUCGAUGGACGAGAUAACACGUCUUGCAGAGCAGUACAUCGAAGCACAUAAGGGGACAUCUUCAAUAUUGUCGAAGAGUGUUGCGCCACAAAGGAAGCACAGCUCCACAAGUCAUGAGCAGUCCAGUCGAAGGACAGAAGAGAAGAAUGGGUUGCGGAAAACCUGCUUUAUAUGUAAUAAAGCAGGUCAUUUAGCGCGUGACUGUAGACAAAACAGCAGGAGUAACACUCCAAAGAGUUGCUUUAUCUGUAAUAAAGCAGGACACUUAGCCAGAGAUUGUAAGCAGAUGAGAUCAGCUCCAGGAAAGAAUGACCAGAAGUUAGCAGCAGUGUGUGUUCAAACGGAAGUAGAAAACAGUCCGUUGAAAAACAAUACUGAAGACGGAAAAUUGAAGUUGGCAAGUGGGGAGUCAGUCCCAAUACUUGCAGGAGUUUGUACCAUUGACAGCUUAAAAGGGGAGAGGAACUUAGAGGUACAGAGAGGAUUCGUAGGAACAGAAGAAGUAAAAGUGUUAAGGGACACUGGAUGCGAAUCCGCUGCUGUAAGAAGAGACUUAGUCAAAGAAGAGCAAUUUCUAGGCAAAGAAAUAGUGAUGAUCACAAUAGAUGGGGACGCCAAAGUUGUACCUAUGGCGAAGAUAUGGGUUGACACUCCGUAUUACAUUGGAGAAAUUGAGGCAAUGGUACCAACAUCGUUGAUUUGUGACUUAGUCAUUGGGAAUGUUCCUGGUGUACUUGAUGGACCUGAUCCUGAAUGGAAAAAGAAGAUUGCUUAUACAUCAGUAGCUGCGGUUAUGACAAGAUCACAGAGUAGAAAGGCAGAGCUACCAAUGAAAGCACUGAAUGAGCCGAGACCCUCCUGUGAAACAGAAGUUAAUGUGGAGACAUUAAAGGAAUCACAGAAGGAAGAUAAAGCAUUGCAAAAGCUGUGGGAUUUAGCAAAGACAGAAGACAUGCUCGAAACCAAGGGUGGUGCAAAAUACAAAUUUGCAAUAAGAAAUGGAGUGCUGUAUAGAGUUUAUCUUCAGACGAAAGGGGCAUAUGACUACGAGACCAAACAGAUUGUCGUACCAGCGAGCAAACGCAAAAGAGUGAUGGAACUUGCUCACGAAUCGAUCGUUGGAGGACAUCUUUCAGCAAAGAAAACUGAGGACAGGAUCACGUCAAGUUUUUAUUGGCCUGGGAUUUCAAGUGAAGUUGGACGAUUUUGCCGAUCUUGUGACAAAUGCCAAAAGACCAUUCCGAAAGGCCGAGUUAAGAAGGUUCCUUUAGGAGACAUGCCAGUGAUUGAAGAACCCUUCCACAGAAUAGCCAUAGAUUUAAUAGGACCUAUUGCACCAGUGUCAGACAGUGGAAACAGAUAUAUAUGA